GGCUGUGGGAGAUCACGGGUGGUAGAAUAAAAAACACUGGAGGUAAGGCGGCAGGAUCUUUUCGGGGAUUUUUCUUAGUUUUUAUAAAACUAACAAAACCAUGACAAGGCAGCUUUUUUAUAUGCAUUAAAACAAUGUCUUUUAACAUUGCACAGUACUGUAUUUGUCAGCAUAAAGAGACAUCUAAAUACUGUAAUGUGGUUUAUGUUUUUAGGAGUGUAAUACAAUAAAAAAUAAAGUAUUACUAUAGAAAAUAGUAUUUUUAAAUAUAUUUGCAGUUUAUCAGAAACCCUUUUUCCUUAAUAUGCGUAGGCUGACUAGAGAAAUGACAUUCUUGACCACUGUGACAGAUUUUCAGUGAAUCCUAAAUUAAAAAAAAAAAAAAAUCAAAAUCCUCUUAAGUUAUUCUUUAAUUGCAGAAAGUAUUUGUUUAAAAUUGUAUACAUUUUUAGGUAUUGUAAAACUACCAUAUCUGUUUAUACUGAAUAUAUCUAACUGUGACUCUUUUCAAAGCGUUCUACAAGAUGAGUGCUCUUAAUGUGGUUACAGUCCAUAACAGCAUGCAUUUUGAAGAUGUAGAAAAGCAUCUAAAAUGUGGAGAACAGGCUGUGACAGAUGAAGAUACUGAGGAGAAUGAUUGCAUUGGCUCUGAAAACACUUCCAGCAAGAGACAGGAGGCAGUGAUCACACAGGAGCUGGGUGAAGAAGACACUUUAGAAAAUAAAGACCAUCUCCCAGACAGUAUGAGUGACGUGAUUUACUAUGUAUCUCCUCUGGAGUCUAUUAAAGAGUUGGAUGAAAUGGAUGGGAAAGAGGAAGUGUCUACAAUUGAAAGAUGCCCAGGAGAUGGGGCUGCCAAGAUCAAAGAGAAAGCUGCUGAUAGAGAAGUCACUGCUCCUCAAGAGGAAGAGGAAGAGGAGAACUAUCUGGCAAGCAUGGAUGACUCAAUGCAAGCAUAUUUAGGAGCUCUCCUUGGUGAUAAUGGAGGUGUUUUACCUGCAGAUCACGCCUAUACAAACACUGAUAGUGCUCACUCUGAUCAUAUCACUCCUGGAGGUGAGGAAGACCAUGGGACUUCAGUGAGUGCACUGCUAGAGGAGGGAAGAUGGGAACAAAUUGUUGCAUCAGACUCUAAGGGAGGGAGCAAGGCUGUAGAGGAGCAUUGCCCAUUAAUCGAGAAAGUGGGUGAGGACAACUUUUGUCACAUUACAAAUUCUACAGAUUGUAGGCUGGAUUGUGAUUCUCUUGGGGAAUUGCAGGCUCUCAAGCUAAAGCAUGCUUCUCACCAGACUGAAAUAAACAUACUGUGCGCUGAGCUGAAUGACUCCAAAGUGAGGAUACGGGAGCUGCAAUCAGAGCUGAACUCUGUGAAACUGAAAGACGAGGACCAUGUCCACAGAAUCAGGGAGCUGGAAACUGAAGCAGCUAAUAGUACUCUAAUUGAAGUGCUUACUGAGUGCAAGUCAAAGGUGGAACAAUUGGAGGAGCAAAAAUAUUCAUCACAACAACUGGCCAUUCAGCUUCAAGAGGUGAACAGGAUCGUCGGCCACUUGCAGAAAAGAAUUGAUUAUCUGGAGGAAGACAAGAAUAAGAAACCUGUGGAUAUUGUCAACCUGACGGAUCAGCUGGCAGAGACCAGGGGGGUGAGAGAUCAGAGCGAGGAGAUGGAGAACACCAAGGUGCUGGUGCGGACCUUGAGCGAGCAGCUCGGAAACAACCCGGAUCACAUGAGCAGCCACAUUAGUGCUCAGUCUCGGAGACAAGCCAAACAAGACGGAAGCGAUUCCAAAGUCUGUGUGCUCUUGUGAUAACAAACCAGCAGCACCCUGCCCAAAGUAAGCUAGUGGCACAAAUUGUUCCAUUGUUCUGAAUGUAAGAGUGUUGAAGAGAUGAUUAUAAGUUUAGAUCAUAAAGACUAAAUAAUUCUAAAUCUUCUGUACAUAGUCUAAUGUAUCACGUGCUUCAGCCGUAGUGUUCUAGUUUUUUUUUUUUAAAUGUUUGACAUGUUUGCAAAGGGUGUUGAAUUUGAAAAGGAAAAUAUCAGCUGUGUAGGUGUUUCAUGUAAAAUAUGAUCAGUAUCACGAGAUGAGAAUGCAGGUUCUAUACUGAGGGGUAGUGCAAGGGAAGCUAUAAUCAUGUGAACCAUUGGUACACCAGUGGUAACUUUAUUUUUAUAUCAAAAAGUCUGAACCAACACGCAAGCAAUCUGUUGCAUAUCCCAAAUACCUCCUGGUUCAAUAACAGAUCAACUUUGAGCUUUUUUUUUUGUUGAUGAUUUGCAUUUUAAUGGAUUAAGGAUAUAUGUUUUACUUCAUAAGAAGAUUUUGU
Messenger RNA from Polyodon spathula (Mississippi paddlefish), 2328 nucleotides. RefSeq names its product coiled-coil domain-containing protein 150-like. Lineage: Eukaryota; Metazoa; Chordata; Actinopteri; Acipenseriformes; Polyodontidae. Bases 525 to 1808 code for a protein of 427 amino acids. The transcript has 2 exons. The record is from RefSeq and is a predicted model, not a curated record.